CUUAGCUGGAUCAUCUGAAUAAAUAACCAACCAGUGUUAAUGAAGGAAGAAGCUUUCCUAGAUAAAUAUCAGGCCCAGGAGAAACUCUUUAGCUUUGAAGUCCCACUUGUGAGGAAUAUAGUCACCAAUAUGAAGAGUGGCCAUCUUGUCUUUCUUUGGGGAAUCAUCUUCCUGACUCUGACCGGAGUUCAAGCAUUCCUGGUCUCCAAAACAGGACGCUGUUCCUGCAUCAAUGUCGGUGAAACCAAGAUCCAGAAAAAAGCCAUACAGAAGCUUGAGGAGUUUUAUCCAGGUCCUUCCUGUUCACAUACUGAGAUCAUUGCAACAAUGAAGAAUGGGGAGAAAAAAUGUCUGGACCCAGAUUCCCCACAUAUGAAGAUUUUGGUAAAAAUGUGGAAGAAAAUGGAAAAUAAAAAGAAGAAACUAAGAACAGGGAAUAAAAAACAACAAACCAAGAAAGCUAAAAAGAUUAAAAAAGCUCAACACCCUCCCCCAGGGAAGACCGCAUAAGAGGCCGCUUCACCAAAAAAGCCUUUCAGGUUCAAACAUUUUAAACACAAAAUGUUAAGAAAAAUUCUGAGUGUUAAAAAUGUAUCAGAAAAGUCAACUAUUAUUGUGACUAGAAAUAUUAAGCAUGAUGAUGAAAUAUUA
Messenger RNA from Vombatus ursinus (common wombat), 651 nucleotides. RefSeq names its product C-X-C motif chemokine ligand 9 (gene CXCL9). Gene Ontology annotation, cellular component: extracellular region. Lineage: Eukaryota; Metazoa; Chordata; Mammalia; Diprotodontia; Vombatidae. Gene Ontology annotation, molecular function: CXCR chemokine receptor binding; chemokine activity. Gene Ontology annotation, biological process: inflammatory response; cellular response to lipopolysaccharide; neutrophil chemotaxis. Bases 40 to 510 code for a protein of 156 amino acids. The transcript has 4 exons. The record is from RefSeq and is a predicted model, not a curated record.